Messenger RNA from Danaus chrysippus (African queen), 1026 nucleotides. NCBI's taxonomy places the organism in Eukaryota, Metazoa, Arthropoda, Insecta, Lepidoptera, Nymphalidae. The record is from the annotation of a GenBank genome assembly.
AUGUUUUCCACAUUUACCGUCAAAUAUUGGGUGUCAGAUGACAUCGGCUAUGUGGUGUAUUCAGCUCUAGGCAGCUUCUAUAUACCAUCAUGCAUCAUGGUGUUUGUGUACAUAAGAAUAUACUACGCCGCGAAAGCACGAGCGAGAAGAGGUAUUAGAAAAAAUCCGCGUCCACGGCCGAAUGAACAGCAGACGAGCUUUUCAAACGCGCCGAAAGGCACGCGACCUAUGCCGACAUCAUCCUCGCUGUCAAUGCCGCCCGGUGUAGAUGCCAGUAAUUCUAAUAAUAAUAGAGAAGGUCAGAUAUCUACUAUCGAGACACAACAAGUAGCGAUACCAACAGUGACCUGUGACUUUGCCUCUGAUAUAUCAACCAGCGAGGCAGGAGACGGCGGUGCUGUUGAUGAAAGAAAGGACACAUUAAAGGUGGUAACAGCGGCCCAAGUAACAAGAAAUCCCCUCGCAGCAUGUCCAUACAGAAGUUCGACAUUAUCUGUGAAUGGAGAAUUACAACUCCAGGCACAAAGAGGCCGAGCUCCAAGCGUCGCAAUAGACACGGACAUGGUAUCAGAAUUAGAGCCUUCAUCAUCCGAUUCUGGUGUCGUUUCUCGUUGUGCCGUAGUAAAACCUCUUAAGCUAAGAAUAUGUCAGCCGAUAUUCGGCAAAAAACACGAAUCUUCUCGGAGACAGGAAAAAGCACAGCCAACUAAAGCAGAAUUAGAACCAGCGCUGCCAAAACAGCAUAAACCAAGGGAUCCAGAACGUGAGAAAAGAAGAUUAGCUAGAAAGAAAGAAAAAAGAGCGACAUUAAUAUUAGGUUUAAUUAUGGGCAGCUUUAUAGCUUGUUGGCUGCCAUUUUUCUUCCUUUAUAUUUUAAAAGCAGCAUGCAGGAGUUGCAUGAUACCAGCUAGUGCGUUCGCGAUUGCGUUUUGGUUGGGUUAUAUGAAUUCUGUGCUGAAUCCUGUUAUAUAUACAAUAUUUAACAAGGAUUUCAGAAGAGCGUUUAGGCGUAUACUGUUCAAGUGA